AUGUCUCUUGCCAUACCCCCAUCUCUCCUUCUAGAUCUCAAUUGGCGCGCUGAUCCUGUACUGGCUGGUCUCCAAGACGUCCCCCUUCCCCCUACUGUGCCUAUCUUUGUCGCCCUGGAAAAGCUUUAUUUCAUAGCCAUGUGGGCCAACUCCAAUCAGUUACCGCAUAUCAUAAAUCUACGCCGGAGUAUCAUGUACGGAGGUAUUGACGAAGAAAACCGACCUCUCCUCUUAGAGAUAAAAGCCCAGCUUGAACAGAUAAAAUCCCAGACCGAUCUUAUCGAGGUCAAAUCUGAUCUUACCGAGGUCAAAUCUGAUCUUACCGAGGUCAAAUCUGAUCUUACCGAGGUCAAAUCUGAUCUCACCGAGGUUAGAAACAUUGUCAAACGAUUGGAAACCUCAGCCAAGAUAGUGGAAGCGCAGUGCCAGACGUGA
Molecule: messenger RNA, 435 nt
Organism: Tremella mesenterica DSM 1558
Lineage: Eukaryota; Fungi; Basidiomycota; Tremellomycetes; Tremellales; Tremellaceae
Exons: 4
Coding region: 1-435 (144 amino acids)
Source: RefSeq, a predicted model, not a curated record